UAUUGAGAUAAACAAAAUAAAUAUAAUGAAAUAUGGGAAUAGCAAUCUACAAUAAACAUUUUAUUUUCUAAUUAAAUGAUUUAAAUCACAUGUGGCUCAUAUAACACGACAAAUCGUAACAAAAUUAAAAAAUCAGUCUCAAUAAGAUGGAAGAUCAGUACCAGAAAAUCUUAGAAGCAAACCAAGAAAAUGUUAGAUAUAAUACCAUGCUGGCACGAGCCUUUAUCCCACUCAUUCCCAAACAAGAAAGAGAUCAUGCACACCGAUGGAUGGCUAAGCUGAGCAAGAUAGAAGGAACUCCUUUCGAUUUGAAGAACAAAGCAGACUACUUGUGGUACUUCGUCAUGAACGCAGCGCACAGCCAAGAAAUGAUGCCCCCAUUCCACGCGCCCCCACCAACUGGAGAUCUGCCUCUUCUCAGUUCUAUUUUGCCGAAAGAAAUAUAUGCAGAUGUUAUAGAUUCGUCAGAUAGAAAGAGUUGGUGGUUGGAAGAACCACUAGUAGAAGGUUUAAAUGAUGAAGAGCUCCAGGAAGAUGACCUGGCAUUUGACUUCAUACCAAGUGAAUUCGCCAGGAAUCAGCCGAGCCCCAAGUGCAACGGUUCUUACGUCUAUGCCUGCGUUUUCGCUCCCCGCAGAGAUUGAUGUGAAUACAUGUUUUCAGUGCAA
This is a messenger RNA of Nezara viridula (southern green stink bug), 668 nucleotides long. NCBI's taxonomy places the organism in Eukaryota, Metazoa, Arthropoda, Insecta, Hemiptera, Pentatomidae. The record is from the annotation of a GenBank genome assembly.